This is a messenger RNA of Pecten maximus, 1651 nucleotides long. RefSeq lists its product as uncharacterized. The coding region runs from base 215 to 670 and encodes 151 amino acids. The record is from RefSeq and is a predicted model, not a curated record. The transcript has 3 exons. NCBI's taxonomy places the organism in Eukaryota, Metazoa, Mollusca, Bivalvia, Pectinida, Pectinidae. Gene Ontology annotation, molecular function: calcium ion binding.
AAGCUGACGUCACGAAAAUCUGGUCGUGUGAGUUUUAUAAACAGUGGUUGACGAUGCUCAGCGUGAUUCCCAAGUUGACGUGUACCGAGUGCGGAAUCUAUUUCGCUUGUCAUCCACAGAAAUACCUGAACAAAAUAUUUCAGUAAACGGGACAGUGUGAGUUGGCGAAUCCAGGAUUAUCGUAAUUUUUCUUAGUGACAGGUGUAAAGAUCUAAUGGCGGGACGAAAACUACCGAAAGAAGCCCAGGCAGCGUUCGAUAAAUACACACAUAACUUUGUGAGGAGGUUAAAGAGGCCAGAAGCUUUGAAAAUGUUCGUCAACGAAUACAAGCUUUCAGAUGAGCAAGCAAGUGAAAUGUUUGAUAUUUUCGAUAUCGACAAGAACGGAGAACUCAGUAUUUGGGAAUACCAACAGUUCUAUACCACAUUUGGUGAUAGUGUACACGAGGUCUUCGAAUUGUUUAACAAGGCCCAGAAAGCUGAUGGAUCCGGUUUCGUGGACAUGGAACGCACUUGGGAAGCACUUAAAGAAAUAAAGACCAAGUCUGAUCGCGUAUUGACUGAGGUCGAACUAGAACAAUUUCUCCAGAAGGGAACAGACGAAAACAAAGAAAUAGACAUUAAAAGAUUUAUCAACAUAAUGGUCCGGAUAAAAACAUUCCGGGGAUAAACAGGUGGAUGUACACAUUAUAGAAGCAGAAAUAGCCAAUUACAUUACACAAUGGGUUUAUUUCCAGUUGGAAGCCAGAGGCGCUUGUUGUUGGAUUUUACGGAAUUCCUGUCGGUGAUUUAUUCCUUUUUCUCCGUUUUAUCACUCGUUAUUUCCCUAUUUUUACAUAACAUUUUGGAUGAGCACGAUAUUUAACGAUGAAGACUUAUAUAGGAACUGCCCGUUGUCUAAUCCUUUUGUUAACUGAAUAAAAUUUGUUGAAACCAAAUGUUGUUAAGUCCGUGUCAAAAUAGCAUCCGCAGCAUAUGAUGUCUUACAUUUACAAUUUACCUUUCGUAAACAAAAUGUUGCGAAUGUUCGUCUCGAAAAAGAAACAUGGCACGGAUCUUACAUGCGUGUCUAUGAUACAUCAUACCUCAUUCCAUGCAUUUUCAUAAAAGUAAAACAGACUCGUCAUGGUACCCAAUUCGGCUGUAUCCUGGUGGCAUUGUUUACAAGGAUCAACUUCACUUCACUUCAUCUAUUCACAGAAAUUCCCAUUUCCUGAGUUUGAAAUUUACAGUUAUAGUUGCUUUAAGAUCUUAAAAUGUAUUUCUAUAACACCUAUAUUAUUGUGACAGUAUAGAUCAUUAUUGACUUUCUGACAUAUAUAAUUUUUAAUUUUUAAAUUAAUAUGGAACAUUAUCAAUUAUUUGCAGAAGUUAGUAGUUAUGCUGUGACCGAUGCAUGGAUCAAUGAAUUGCCCUAAAAUCCAUCAGAAAUAUAUCGCGAUUUCUUUACGUCACAAAUUACUAGAUCUAUAUUUAUUUACUAUUGUUUGAAGUAUUGUAAUACUUACCCUGUCCGUCGGCAAAGAAUUACGAUUCAGUUGUUUAUCAAUACUCAUCCAUACUAUUCACAUUAAACUGCAAUUAUUUAUGAGGAGGCCACCUGUACUAUACGAUACGUUAUCUACCUAUUAAAUAAAAUGUUUGUUUCAUU